UUAAGAAACAAAUUAAGAUUCGAAAUGUUGCUCUUUGUUAAAUUCUCGUAAAAUAGAGUAAAUGCUAAAAUUUUAUGUGUAAUCGUCUUACGUUAACAAGAACGAUAGAAAAUUGUCGAUAAGAAAUAAUAUAAUUAAUAAUGAUCGCCAUCCGGACGUGAAACUAAAAUAUAAAAUAAUCAAGCUAAGUUAAUAUGGCAGGUAAAAAAACCGACAUAGUCAAAAGUUCUAAGGAAUCCAACGAUGCUAAAGUUAAACUAAAGGAUCUUUGUUCUGACGAAAAAAUUCUACCGGACGUCGAAAUUAAUGCUUUGGGUAAAAUUACAAAACACAUAGAGGAACUUAAAGAGAAUGUUUCUAGUGGCGAUGAGAUAGACGAGGAGCUCGAAAACGAAUAUUACAUUUUAAAUGAUUUACUCAACUUCCCCGAAGAAACUCAUUCGCUUACAAAAAUAGAUCCUAAUUUACCAGAAUGUCUCAAAUACGGUGUUCGGUCUGGAUUGACACACAUGAAUAUGUCCAAAUUUUCACCAUUAUCGAGAGGCUAUCAGGGCGCGGCAAUCGCAAUAACAGCCUAUGCAACAACUUCACUGCAGAAAGCACGUUGCUGGAACGAGUUGAUCAUAGAUCAGAUAGUAGAGGAUGGCGAUAGUUAUUACCGUGACUCUUACAAGGAGGUGGACACAGAUGAUCGUAGGACACUGACCGUAGUCGACCUCAAGAAAGAUCUGAUUGUGCAAAACAGUCACCGCGUGUUUUUAAGAAUCGACGAGCCAAGUUACGCAGGUGCAUUUCGUUCCGAGUCUCCUACGGAGAUGCACCUAAUGAAGGCACUGGAUCUUUUUUUCAAGAGAUACGAUGCAGGUAUCCUAACCUCACCGCGAUUGAACGUGGCCAUCUGGCGGGAUGCUAGGCAGUUUAAUAUUUUCGAUGGACAGGCAAGAAAAGAAAAUUGUGAGCCGGUUUCAUCCGGUCAAGCUGGUUCAGCUAAGUUGAUGCUGGUGAGGGAUAUAUCUGGAGUCGCUUUUAUCAUCCUUGAGAAGAGUAACGUUAAGAACGAACCAUUUGUAUUAUUCGGCGUUGGGAUUAAAUGCGCAUAUAAGAUCCCAGCAACGAAGGAUGAUCCUGCCGAGCCGGAAAAAUCUAUUGGAAGACCAAAAAGGAGGCCCAGUGGUUACAAAAUACAGGAAGCAUUUCGAGCGCUGGUGCGAGGCUCUUAUCAUAUGAUGCAUUCUGUUAUUCCUAAGGAACUUCAAGGUCGUGGACAUCUUGUACUGGCUCUUGCGGCUUUAAUAUACUCGCGUCUCGUUAACGCCAAUAAGUGGAAUUCGGCUAUGGUUGAUUUAAUAUUUAAUCAAGCUCAUAUUUAUCUGGUGGAUCUGGUUAGAGUAUUGCAAAAGAAAUUCGAUGACACCUUCGAGCUGAAAAUCGAUGAAAUGAUCGGUGACGUUGUCUUGGGUAUAUACGCUGCUAAAGUUAAAGUGGAAGUAAACGUUGUGCCUGGCCAAGGAAAGAAGGGGAAGGCUACUAUAGAUAAUGGGGUUCGUGAAUUCUUUAAUAAGCACGCGACCGGUAUUUUAGAGGUCAAAAAGACCUUCUAUGCCAUUUGGAAAGAGUUCGAUAAGUAUUAUUUUUUUGAUCCGUUUGCCUGUGAUGAUCAAGGAUUCCGAGUGGAUCCAACGGAUCCUGAGUCUGCGGGAAGAUACAAAGCAGCUGUGGCGUGUGUCACUAUGAAUAGUUCCAUAAAUCAAAUGAUUGAAACGAUAUUGGAGAAUACUGGAAACAAGGAAAAGGAUCCAUUUAUAAUACACGGGCUACGCGUAUUGUACAUUAAAACAGGCACAGUCAUAGAUGGUCCUUUGGAUCGUGUGAUAUAUCGUGAGAGAAAAAUAAAUCGUAGACCAAAAGCAUUAAAGAAAGAUUUGCCAAUCUUAUCGAUAGAGGACUCUUGUAAAAAGGAAUUAGACAUGACCCCAAAGCCUAGACCGGAUGCAGAGAGGACGAAAGAUGUGGGUACGCAAUUUCCGGAAUUAAUGAAGAACAUUGAAGCUUAUAUGACAAGGGAGGGAGAGCCCAUGACUUUUGUCGAAUUACAAAUGUCUGAUAAUCCAAAUCCUAAUUUACAAGAUACGUCCCAGAAAACAGAUAAUACAGAGACUACUGAAAACGAUAAAAGAUUAUCGGAUAGUCAACGGGAGGCGAAACUUGAAAGCUUCAAAGAUUUGCUACGAACCGGAGAUGAAUCGUCACGAGUGGAAGAGAACGAAGAGAAACUGAUGGAGCUGGAGCAACAAGUGAAAUAUGUAAAAGGUUACCAUAUUGUUAAUCCACAUUGUAUAAUACUGCAAGGCUCGCGGAAUUGUUUAGAUUCACGGUAUCCAAAAAAGUGUCGUGGAAAACAAGGUUUAAUAAUAGCUCUUACUGGCAUCGCGUAUGCAAAGAUAAAGGAACCAUGGAAAUGGCGUAAUUUGGAUAUCGAUCAGAUAAUUGAUGUUGCUGACAAGACAUAUGCGGAGGUUGCAAUUUGGAUUUAUCAAGGUAGCAAAAAGACGAAAACGGAGAAUGACAACGAUGAUGGCGCAAGGGGAGAAACACGAGAGAGCGAAGGAAAUGUGAAAAAGAAAGGUUUAGGUGAGGAGACUAAAAGUAUGGGCAAAGCAACUGAAGUAGCCGGUUUUAAAGGUGUACCGGUUCCUAAUCAUCUUGACUUCACUGUGCUACCGGAAAAGUUACAAUUUGGCGAGAACGAGAUAUCUUUUAAGGGUAAAGUAAAUAUAGCCGAAGGUGAUGCAAAUCCACUUGCGAAUCUUGGCGAGGCUCUGGAAUGUUUGUUUAAACGUUAUGAAGAAUUAAUAGUAGAAAAUAGUAAUUUAAUAUAUGCCGUAUGGCGAAAAGAUGACAAGUUUUUUUUAUUAAAUCCAUACGGCAGUGACAGAGAGGGUUGGAGAAUCAGAGACCAUGCUGCUUCAUUAAUAGUGACAGAUAGCAUAAAUGAACUUAGUGAUUUAUUUCAUGGUAUUCUUGAAUUUAAUGAUUCCAAAUUUAACAUCCAUUUUAUUUCUAUCGAAUCGAUUCAACCUAAUGAUAAAUAUAUUAUAGCAAGUUCCGUAGAAAUGCCACCUGUCGAAUUUUCGGAAACGUAUCGAACUAAAUUUUUACCGAUUACCGACGAGGACUUAAUUGAUUCUAAAAUGGAAAAAGUUAACGUACAAGUCAAUCAAGAACCGGCGAAUGAAGGUAAGGUCGACCAAAUUGAUAAUAAUGAGGAAGAGACUUCAAAGAUAGAGGGAACUGGUCAAGGUGACGCAGUGAUACAAAGCGAAUCGGAGAAAGAGGUUGAAUCAGUAAAGGAUAUUCUUUUAAGCGUAGAAGAACAUACGCAACCCGAUGCACCAGAUAGAUUAAAUUUAUUUCUUCUCACCGAUGGCAUUGAUAUUGAAGAAGAAAAUCCAGAAAUUAGUGAAGAGUCCAAAGAAAUAAUUGCCUACGAGAGAUUGAAGUACAUGCACCCACCACCCUACGUUUUACCAUCGAAAAAGGCACUUUGCGUUCUUGCGGAAGCGAAACGUGCUUCGGCAUCUGUACAUUCGUUGCUGUCCCGAUUUUCGAUAGAUUCUAAAUUGGCUAUAAAAGAAGGCAGUGAGUUACCAGAAAAAAAACCAGCAGAACAAACAGCAGUCGUAGUGUCUGAUGCACUCGACAUGGCAAUACCCUCGAAGCUAAUUAAGUUUCCACUAAAAAAGUAUUUAGUCUCGAGAAUUUUAUCACUUGGUUUUACACCGCUUAGAGCGAUCGACGAAAGAUUCAUUCAGGACGAAGAUAUAGAUAAGAUUAUGGAAGAGGAAUGCAUUGCAAAAAGUCAGAAAAGUACAAAUGAGAAUAUCUACAGAGAAAAAGUUCCCGAAAUUCCUACAGAAAUUCGUAUCACACCGCUGAUAAUACCAUUGGGACCAACGAUAAGAACAUUAAGACCGAAGAAGAAAUUGAAAGCGUGCAUCGUCGGAAGCGACAGGAAAUGUAAAUUAAAGAAAAAAUACAAAGGAGACAGUAUUCUAGAGAAGCUCGAGUGUAAAACUGAAGAAGUAUUGUUCGACCUGCUGUUUCCGCAUUCCGAAGAGGCUGAAAAAGAUAUGAAAUUGGAAAAGAAAAAGGAUCCUUGUAAGGAGAAAAGAAGAAAAGAGUCCAACGUGCGGAUGAAGGAUGAUAAGUCAAAGGUUAAAAAGUCCACGGAACCAGAAAGUUGUGGAUUUAAAGAUACAGACGACGAUAUAGGUAUAAUCGAAGGAAACACGUGCCUGAAGAAUCGAGGGGAAGUCGAUGAGUGUCAUUUUAAAGCAUGUUAUUACAGUGCAAUUUUAUGCAUUCUUGCUAAAGUGCAAUUAGACGUUGACAAUUUCCGUGGUAGUAUUCUAGACCAGUUUAUACUAGUAGGCGACAAAAUAUAUCAGCGUACAGGAAAGUUACGAUACAAACCAUUAAGGUGGUUUCACAACAUCGAAAUUCUCGGUGCACGAUACAACGUGAUACUCAAACAAGUACUCUACGCCGACCCGGAGAAUUGUGAAGCAGAUAACUUACUUGCCGGGGUAGAUGCCUACCUGAAGAAGGAUCAGACGGGCAUUUUGGUAUUCGGUAACGCGUCCUAUGCCUUCUGGCUGAACGAAGAGCGUCUCUACCUUUUCGAUCCGUAUGCGUGCGAUGACAAAGGCCGCGCCAAUGAAACUGGUUUGGCCUGCCUCAUGGAAUUUUGCGACGUGAGUUCCAUGAUUAAGCGUAUUCAGGAAAACACUGGUGAGACAUCAGAUAAACCAUACCGCGUGUAUUCCCUAGCGAUUGCACACAUGGAGGAAAUAAAGUUAAAGAGAAAGAAAAAGAGAAAACCUAGGAAGAAAUCAUGCGAUGAAAAGACAUCGGAUGAAGAUGAAUCAUCAGAAACAUCAGAAAAUCAUGAACCCGUUGAGGAAGUAUCAUUAAUAGAGUUACCAGAAUGGAUCGAUAAAAGGAUUGAUAACGCGUACGAUAUGACAAUCGCUGGCUAUGCACCAAUCCCAAAUUACAAUGCAUCCACGAUAGAGGUCAUUGUUCUUGAGAAUGAUAUUACCAGACCGAUCCUGGCGCCAUUUAAGAAAGCAAAAGUUACAUCGGCCGAUGGGAAAAUUAAUGCUAAUUUGCUUGAUGAAAUUCCAAGGAAGAAAAUAUAUGAUAGACGUUUCAAGAACCAUACUGCUGUGGCUAUUCCAAUAGAUUUAUGCAUUAUGGCUUGGGGAAUUAUACACGAGCCAACGCAUUGGGGGAUUAGAACGAUCAGGGGAUUAUACGAAGCUAGCAAGGAUCUUGCUUUAGACAGUUUAUUAGUAGGAGAGGAUACAACUGUUGCUGAUAUGGUAGAUGGAGUAUUGCUGGAAUUUGCUAUAGCGAAUUACACGUUCCGUACUGUGUUCGCACCUAUGCAUCAUGGCAUGCUGUAUGCAACAGAGGGUUGGAAUUUAGCUAUGUCCCUGAAGAAGGUUUUUGAAACUCCUGUUUACACUGGUGCGAUAAUCCACUGUGGAAAGGCGCACAUAGGCGUGAUGAACAGGAAGGGUCAUUAUUAUGCUUGGUGGACGAUGACGGGAACGAAGACUUUGAAAAUUGUUACUUCUCAGGAUAUCGAGGAUUUCUUGAAGCUGAUCGUUAAGGAGAUCAACGAACCGGAUCAAUUGGAAUUUUUCAUGAGGCUGGUAACGAUUUCCUAUGCCCGUAAAGUUUAUCCUGAUUGCGGCGAUACGGAGGGACUGCAUGAGAAGGCAAUGCCUACCACGUCUUUACCUGAAAUACAUAAAAAAAAUAUGACGUCCUACGACAUCGAAACUAUAUUUAGACCGAGUAUACCGAACCCCAAGCCAAUAUUCGUACAAGGAACUGUAGCCUUGCGUAAUCGUGAUACUGUUGUUGAACCCAGAGUGAAACGAUGCUAUUUCGUAGCGAUUUUAGCUGUAAUGGUAAAACGCGAUAUAAUUCAAAGUCCUAUGCCAGGUAUGGUAGACAAAAUUAUUGAGGUUGCUGAAGGACUCUAUAAAGAAUUCGUUGAGCCGAAAUAUCAUACUGAGCAUAUUUUGAGAAACGUAACCGUUAUGAAUAGAAUUUUUGAAUUUCGAGAUUCCGCAUCAACCCUCGUUAACUUUAAAGAGAAUUCAUCAACGUCCGGCAUUGACUUUUACUCUACGGUGAGGAAAUAUCUACAGAAACAUUUCAAGAAGCACACUGAUGGCAUAUUGCACUUUACCAAUUGUUGUUAUGGAUUUUGGUACUCCAGGUCGACUAAUUGUUAUUAUUAUAUCGAUCCGUAUCAAUGCAACGGUAAAGGCAAGAAAGUGUCGAGUGAUGGGAUGAGCUGCCUUUGUAUUUUUUCUUCAUUGUCUCAAAUGAUAAAGCACAUGUGUCAAAACAGAUUUGAAGACACUACAGGAUUUUUCCUUCACCGAUUACAUGUAGAAUCCAUCAAUGUGCCAGCUUUCACAAAGUUCCAGGAAGAUCCAAUGUGGGUUUAUCUUGACUUCCAUUGGAGCUUCAGUCAUGGAUUAGAUAUUGUGAAACAUGGAAGAAAGGGAAAUCGAAAGAUAGUUAAAGAGGAAAAACCUUCAUGGAAUUAUUACGUUAUUGAAGUGCCGAAUCUUAUUUAUUCCGUAUGGGGUACAUUGGGUUGUUAUGAUUCAAGAUUUGGUAAUAGAGCCGGUAAAAACCAGGCAGCGAUUUGUGUAGCUGUAUUAGCAAUGCAGUAUCUCAGCCAUCCUUCGCAAUGGGGUCCAGCAAUUUUGGAUUCUGCUGUGAUAUGCGGCGAUUGCUAUUAUACUGAGAGUUCAAAGAGUGCUUUACGAAAAGGAUCAAGACACGCCAAUAGAUUUAAUUUGCAGCCUUGCUUUAAAGUAUUUCCACAUGUAUGGAUGAUAGAAUUUAAGCCGAAUAUGUGUGGAAUACUAUAUGGUGAUCAAGGACGAAUGUCUUUGGCUGAUAUGUUGAAUUUGGCAUUCCAGGAAGCAUCAAAUGUUAUAAUCGAAUGUAAUAGAGUGACUCUUUGUGUACUUGCCACAGAAGAUGGCUAUUUUGCAACAGAUCCACGUUGGACGGGUCCACCGUUAUUUUCAAAAAACUACGGCGCUAUUUAUACACUACGUUGUAGAAAUAUUAAUGUUUUGGUAUACUGCCUGACCAAAAUGUUAAAUACUAAUCAGAGAUUGGAAUUCUCCAUUAGUCCAAUAUUGUUAACGUUCUCCCAAGAAAUUUGCAAGUUUAGUGGAGAAAAAGGUUUUUCCCCGCAGAAGAAAAUUCUUAAUGAUCCCGUUCGCGUUCGACCUGGAAAAUCUAAUGAUCCUGGUAAUUUGAUAUCUGAUUCCCCAACAGUGCCUGAUGAGGAUAUUUACCUUCAUUAUCGAAGAAAUCUGACUAUUGGUAUUGAUCAUGGUAGCGAAUUGGAAAAUCCACCCAUACCGUGUCCUGAACCCAAAUUAGAAAUUGAUAAUUUGAAUAAUACUCUAAUUAGCACUACGUGGCACUUGAACGUCGGCCAACCUAUUCCACAUAAACAUACAAAAAUUUUGUAUAAUCCUUUAUUAAUGAAAUCUGAUUUACGAGAAUGCGCAGGGCUACCUAAUGCAAUAGACGAUUCGCACACUAAAAAGAAUUAUGCUCAUUUAAUGGACGUCAAUAAGUAUCCAGAAUGGAUUGAUUUUAUGAAAAAUGUUACUGAAUCAUCUCAGAUACCUGCAAGGAUUUUGAAGGAUAUAAUGAAAUCUGAAAGAAAUGCCAUGCCAUUAGCUUUGAAAAAACCUCUACACUGUAUCAAAGCUCCCAGCUUUAUUUUGGAUAGGAGUCGUGCGCUGUUCAAUAAACAAAUUGAAGAAAUGACGGAUAAGGAAUAUACGACAUAUCGUCAUCGCAUAUCUCCAAUAAAUGAACGAAAAGAAGAAUCUGAUAAUUUGGAAGGUGGUACACAAGCAAUUGGACCGGAGAAUGAAAAUUUGGAAACUAAUAAUGAAACUAAAAAUGAAACUGAAAAUGAGACUGAAAAUGAAACUGAAAAUGAAACUGAAACGGAAUUGGAUACCGCAGAUACUAAAGAAGGCAAUUUGGAUGACAAUGGUGGAACGACUGAUGAAGGCGUGACGGAUAACGAAUAAUACAAGAGUGUGAUUUAAUUGUGUAAAAUUUAUGAACGUUUAUCAACAUUUAUCAAUACAUGUUUCAUGUAAUGAUGUUUUAUAAUGAUUCGGUCAGUUAUUGAAAUAAUCAUCGAUUCAAAACACCUCUUGCAUCAUGACUAUCCGUAAAACCAGUUAGUGUAAUAUUGUUAUUAGAAUAAAAAUUAUGUUCGACGGAAUAUGAGUUUUUAAUACUUCAAUUUUAAUAGCUAAUGCAUGCAUAGUUAUCACGCGAUGAUAUUUUUUUAAUCCUUCUACGUUCUAAGUAAUGAUCCGUCACUU
Messenger RNA from Cephus cinctus (wheat stem sawfly), 8459 nucleotides. RefSeq lists its product as uncharacterized. The record is from RefSeq and is a predicted model, not a curated record. Bases 195 to 8156 code for a protein of 2653 amino acids. The transcript has 4 exons. Lineage: Eukaryota; Metazoa; Arthropoda; Insecta; Hymenoptera; Cephidae.